GUUACACGGCAUAUAUGUAUAUAUGUUCGUAGACUGUUUUGUGUUAUUCCGUUUUUGUCCGUGUGAAAUGUUUUAGUCUACCGUUUAUAUCCGAAUACUACCUGUGUUACUAUUCAGUGUUUCUCGUGCAUUCAAGAUCGCAACUGGCGCCUCGGCCGCACCACUGUUUUUCUAUCAUGUUUGAGACUUUAGAGCCACAAUAGACCUUUAUCGUAAGAUCAUCUAUAUGUCAACUGAAUAAAAUCUUAAACGAUGAUUGAGGCGUGAUAAUAAAGGUCUAUUACCUACACCAUCAUGGCUAAGAAGAACGUGGUAGCGGAUGACCCUCACACCACCGAGGACGGCGUCAAAGAAGAAACAGACCCUGAGCCGACGGAGGAAAGAAACACCACACCAUCAGAAACAAGUGAGAAACGAGUAAGAACAUUGACAGUAAAAGCUAAAGAACUGUACGAUGCUGAAGUUAAGAAAUACAACUCAAAAAUCGAUUUAAUUUGGACUGAUAUAGAGAACAUUCCCAGUGAAAUAGAAAACAUUAGUCAUAAUACACCAGCAUUGCGUGUUCUGGGUUCCAGACUUGACUAUCUUGGAGAUAGAUAUGAGGAAGAGUGUGUGUCAUUUCGUGAAUAUCUUACCCGAAGAAAUACAACAGAAAGCCAGCAGGAGUUGGACUCCCUCACGGCUGCCUUUGACAAAGGAAAAAGUAUUAUUCAGGAAUUAAGGAAAAGAAUCAGGGAUACUCGUAUGGAAGCAACAGAAACUGCCUCACGGAGGUCCGCUUCAGUAAGGACGUCGUCAUCCCGUGUUGAUUCAAUCCUGUUCAAGAAACGUGUGGAAGCAGAAACACAACGUGCUAACAUUCUAUUCCGAGAGAAGGAACUUGCGAUCCUCAAAGAAAAAGCAUCACUUAAGGAACAUGAAGCAAAACAACAAGCUGAAAGUGAACGAAAGAAAGCAGAGCUUGAAGCUACUCAUCACUUGUUAGAAGAAAAAAGAAAAGCAGCACUCGUAGAAGCAGAAGUGAAAGCAAUAGAGAACUUUGAGUCGGACACUAGACAAGGGUCUGUUAUACCAUCAGAUAUCGAUGUACCAAUAAAUCGCAAACAGUAUACUGCUCGUUACAUCAGUGAUCACAGUGAUAAUAGUGUCUUCGGUAAACAAACUUCAAAGUGUGAUAAUGGUCCCAUAGAUCCUGUGAUUGAUCAAGACAUACCACAUCAGAAAGAGACUCAGUCUAACCUUAACCCUAUGGCAAAAGAAUUCGUUAGUCAACGUGUGAAAAAUUCUGAAGAUCAGAAUGUUGUCAGUGAUCUUACAAGAUUUCUACUCAAGAAGGAUCUGUUAUUCUCAAGAUUUUCGCAGUUCAGUGAUAAACCAGAAACAUUUGUCACAUGGAAAGCUAGUUUCAAGAGUAUAACAGAGGAAUUGAGAGUUACACCAUUUGAAGAAAUGGACUUACUAGUGAAAUUCUUAGGACCAGAACCCUCAAAGUUUGCAGCCAAUAUCAGAGCAGCGAAUACAGCAUACCCAGAACGAGGCCUUCAUAGGAUAUGGAAAAGACUCCAAGAGCGUUAUGGAAGCCCAGAAUUAGUAGAACAUUCUUUAAAGAACAAACUCAGAGACUUUCCCAGAAUUAGUAAUAAAGACAAUAAACGUUUGUAUGAAUUAGUCGACAUUCUAGCAGAAAUCGAGUCUUUAAAAGAAGAUUCAAACUACUCGACAUUAUUGUCCUACUUUGACUCAUCUUCUGGCAUUAUACCUAUUGUGAAUAAACUGCCUUAUAACUUACAAGAGAAAUGGACAACCCGUGCCGCAAGCUACAAAGCCAUACUGGAUGUUCCAUAUCCACCAUUUGAUUAUUUCGUGGAAUUCUUACAAGAAAUGAGUAAGAUUAGAAAUGAUCCAGGAUUUCAAUAUGAAGGAUCUUUUAGUACCCCUGGACCAAUUCAGAACAAGAAAACCAAGAAUACUACAGUUCUGUCAUGUAAAACUGAAGUGGAACCAAACAAGUAUGUGUCUCCCAGAGGACAAAGGUGCCCUAUUCACAACACACACCACAGUCUUAGCUCGUGA
Messenger RNA from Saccostrea cuccullata (small rock oyster), 2073 nucleotides. RefSeq lists its product as uncharacterized. Bases 295 to 2073 code for a protein of 592 amino acids. The record is from RefSeq and is a predicted model, not a curated record. The transcript is spliced from 2 exons. Lineage: Eukaryota; Metazoa; Mollusca; Bivalvia; Ostreida; Ostreidae.